This is a messenger RNA of Lobosporangium transversale, 2590 nucleotides long. RefSeq lists its product as hypothetical. The coding region runs from base 17 to 2509 and encodes 830 amino acids. The transcript has 4 exons. Gene Ontology annotation, biological process: proteolysis; peptide metabolic process. The record is from RefSeq and is a predicted model, not a curated record. NCBI's taxonomy places the organism in Eukaryota, Fungi, Mortierellomycota, Mortierellomycetes, Mortierellales, Mortierellaceae. Gene Ontology annotation, molecular function: metalloendopeptidase activity.
CUCCAUACUAUCAACCAUGCUUCGUUCAUUUAUAUCUGUCACCCCUUUGGUCUCCUAUAGGACAACCGCUGUUGCCGCUGUGAGACCUACGGAUACACUACAGCUACGACUCAGCCCACUCUCCACAAUCAUCCGACGUGCAAGCAGCACUACUCGCGGAAACACAACUACACCACUCUCCGCAGCUCUGAAGAAACCAACCACACAGCAGCGUGGCGCAAAGCUCCGUGGUGAUAGUAAAUUCCUACUAGCUGGAGGCCCUUUUUCUAUCUGCCGUGCCCUGGCUACUGUCACUAAUGUCCCUCAUACCCAUUCCUCGUCGUCUCCUGGAGUAUCUACUGGAAUUUCCAAAAAUAGCCCGGAGUUUACUAUCAAUCCGAUCUUGAACUGGCUAGAAUUUCCAAACUUUGCAGCCAUAAAGCCUGAGCAUGUUGUACCUGCCAUGGAGGCACUGGUCCAAUACACUGAAAAGGCAUUUGAAGAACGAUCCCGCCACUUUACUCCCACUUGGGAAGGAACCAUGGGGAAAACUCAGGAUCUAGAAGAUGACUUGGAGCGUGCAUCAAGCGUCAUUACUCAUCUAUCCAUGGUUAAGGAUUCACCCGAGCUCCGCAAGGCUGUCGAAGCUAUUCAACCCAUGAUCAUUAAGAUUUCCCUCCAAAUGGGUCAAUCUUUAGAGAUGUACGAUGCAUUGGUGAAAAUGCGUGAGAAUCAACGGAUUUGGAGUGCAUUGGAUAAGGAGCAACAACGGAUUGUGGAUAAGACUAUUCAAGGAAUGAAAUUAUCUGGUGUGGCCUUUGGACUGGAGGGCGAGGGUAAUGCUGAAAAAAAGAAGCGCUUUAAUGAGAUUCAAAAGCGCAAGGCGCAGUUAAGUCUCAAAUUUAGUAAUAAUGUUCAAGAUGCGACCAAGGCUUAUGCCAAGAUCAUCUCUAACAAAUUUGAACUGGAAGGUUGCCCUGAGAGUUUGAUCAAAGCAAUGGCAAAGAAUGCGCAAUCUAGAGGAUAUGGUGACGGAAAUCCAGAGACCGGCCCAUGGGCAGCUACAUUGGAUGCACCUACAUAUGUUCCUUUUAUGAUGAACUGCAAGAAUCGUGAUCUCCGUGAAGCGAUCUAUCGCGCAAACAUCAAGAGAGCAUCCGAAGGUGAACAGGAUAACGAGCCUAUAAUCAAUGAGAUUUUGAGCCUACGUAAAGAGGAAGCUACCAUGCUAGGCUUUCCCUCCUUUGGUGCUCUUUCUCUCUCUAAGAAGAUGGCCUCUAAUGUUGAGACUGCUACAGAAGUCCUGGAUCGACUUUACAACGCCACAUUGCCCGCUGCUAGAAAAGAGAUCAAUGAACUUACUAGUUUUGCCAGAGAUCGCUUGCAACAACCUAUACCUUUACAGCCAUGGGACACGGCGUUUAUUGGGGAAGAAUAUCGCAAGGAAAAAUUUAAGUAUUCUGCGGAUCAAAUCUCAGAAUACUUGGUUUUCCCUCAUGUUAUGGGUACGCUCUUUGAGGUUGUCAAGGAUAAUUUUGGUAUUCACGUAUCAGAGAUCGACCCCAACGAGCAAAAACGUGCAGGCUUGACUACAUGGAAUAAGGAUGUCAAAAUUUACAAGGUACAGGAUGAUGGGCCUAGCAAAAAUGUACUGGCAUAUUUUUACGGUGACUUUUAUAGCCGUAGUGAGGAAAAGAAAUCGGGGGCGUGGAUGGACGUCUGCGUUACUCGAAUGAAGGACUCGAAAACAGGCAAUGUUCGCGUGCCCAUCGCCUACAUGAUCUGCAACCAACCUCCACCUUCAUCUGAUUCAGAGCCUUCCAGGAUGAAGUUCCAGGAUGUGACUACGCUCUUCCAUGAGUUUGGACAUUGUCUUCAACAUAUGCUUACUACCGUUGAUUACCCUCAAGCAUCCGGCAUCAAGGGUAUCGAAUGGGAUUUCGUUGAAGUUGCUUCCCAAUUUAUGGAGAAUUUUGCUUAUGAACCUCAAUGGUUGGACCGUAUGGCACGCCAUUACAAGACAGGAAAGACUAUGCCACACGACAUGAAACAAACAGUAAUGAAAAGCCGCGAGUGCUUGGCGGGCCUUGCUAUGAUGCGCCAGCUUCAUUUUGCAAUGUUGGAUAUGGAGCUUCAUACCAAUUAUAAGCCUCGAGGGGAGGGAUCCAAAACCGAAGAAUCAGUUUUUGAUGUAGACCGCCGUAUGGCAAAGAAAACAUGCUUGAUCGCUCCUGUGCCCGAGGACCGCUUCCUGUGUGCAUUUAGUCAUAUUUUCGGAGGUGGAUAUGCAGCAGGGUACUACUCGUACAAGUAUAGCGAGCUCUACUCUGCAGAUGCAUAUGCUGCAUUGGAGGAGCAAACUGAAUCAAUUGAGUCAAGGAAACGCAUUGGACGUAAGUACAGGGACACUGUACUAGCUUAUGGUGGUGCGACAGAUCCGAAGGAUGUAUGGAGGGAAUUUAGAGGACGUGACAGUGUAGAAGUUGAUGCUCUUCUCCGUCAUUCAGGCCUUACGUCCGUACAUGCUUAAGAAACCUUCUAUUCCUCAGUUUUUUUUUGUAUUGCUUAAAUGAUUCGAAUAAUAUUCAUACUUUUGAGUGACCAUUGCCAG